CUUGGCUGCCGUCGAAGGAAUCGACAAGAAUGGCCCAACAGCAUCUUCUGAUGCACGUGGCGGAGAUCCCGAUAUAGGAGCGGUAAAAAUUUCUUGGAAGCCUUAUCAACCCAGUGUAGGAAUCUGGUGUAUCAUCAAGGUGACUCUGAGUCUUCAGUGCUCUCUGUCAGGAUCGUCUCAGAGCGGAGCAGCGAACCUAAAGGCAUUGCGUUCAUCGCAAUCUUGAUCCAAAAUGACUAUCUCCAUCUUCAGUGCCAAACAAUAUGACCGGACGUUCUUUGACCAAGCCAAAGAUCGCUCGGGCAUCAAGCUGACGGUCCGAUACCAUGGAGAGUCUCUCUCCCGCGAGACUGUGGCCCAUGCUAAAGACGCAACGGCUGUCUGUGUCUUUGUCAACGAUGUUGUGAACGCCGACGUCCUGAAGGAGCUCCACAUAUACGGCGUGAGAGCUAUCCUCCUUCGAUGCGCUGGAUAUAACAACGUGGAUCUGGUAGCCGCCGAGCAGUUUGGAUUCUUCGUGGCCAACGUGCCCUCGUAUUCUCCGGAAUCGGUUGCCGAAUACGCUGUCGCUCUCGUCCAGUCACUCAACCGCAAGACAUACCUGGCCCACGACCGUGUGAGAUUGGGAAACUUCACCUUGGAUGGGCUUCUGGGUUUCGCGCUCAACGGCAAGACUGUUGGAAUCAUCGGUACCGGGAAAAUUGGCGUCUGUUUCGCCCGCAUCAUGCAUGGCUUUGGCUGCCGCCUUGUGGCGUAUGACCCUUUUCAAAACGAGGAGUUUGCCAAGUACGGCGACUUUGUCGAGCUGGGGGCUUUGCUGGAACAGAGUGACAUUGUCAGUUUGCACUGUCCUCUCCUCGAAAGCACGAGGCACGUCAUAAAUAAGGAUACUCUGAAACAGAUGAAAUCGGGAGCCAUGUUGGUGAACGUGUCUCGUGGCGGCUUGGUCGAUACCGAUGCGGUGAUUGAAUCGCUCAAGGAGAGGCACCUCAGUGGGCUAGCUUUGGACGUCUACGAACGAGAAGGAUCUGUUUUUUACACGGAUCAUUCAACAGACAUUAUCGACGACGAUGCUCUAAUGCGCCUUGUGUCGUUUCCAAACGUCAUCAUCACUGGCCACCAAGCCUUCUUCACCGGCGAAGCCUUAACCGAGAUCGCCUCCGUGACCUUGGACAACAUGAUCUGCUUUUCCCAAGGAGUGCCAUGCAAAAAUAAUAUCUUACAAGGGAGUCUACUAGCCCGACAGUCUUCCAAACCUCUGCGGAUAUGAAAAGAGGUGACAAGCUUCACAACCACAAUUUACCAUAACUGCUCAAUUACGACCCACGCUCGACGCUCGACACGAUACGAUACGAUAGGUUGCCACAAUCACGCCCUGAAUAAUCUUCAACACAUUCAAUGGUGGGCCCAUUAUUCCUACAUGAGCCACCACUGAGUGUGCUUUUGAGAGCCAAUCAAUGGAUUCAUUCGAGGCGACCGGUACCUCCAUAUACUGCAUUCUCAGCGGUGACGUAACCUGGCCUCUGGUGGAAGCUCAUCUUACAGUUCUUGAAUCUCUCUGCUCAGCUCCCGGGCGCCCGCUCGUCAGUGACGGAUAGUUCUCCUUUGUGCCAAACUCUCUCCUCAACGUAUCCCUAUCAUUUUUGUGCUUUAUAUAGUGUUUCCAGUCCUCGUCGAUCGUGGUUGCUAUGUCGCAACCGAUCUACUUGAUUGUCCCAACUUUUGACUGCUAGGAAUGGAGUCAUGAAGAGCUGCGGACCAGAGUCUUCUCAUAUGUCAGAUUUCAACUUAAAUAGAUUCAUCGAUCUCCAAUCAACGAGUAGUAUUGGCUUGUGACGUUUGGAC
This is a messenger RNA of Exophiala mesophila, 1845 nucleotides long. RefSeq lists its product as uncharacterized. The coding region runs from base 233 to 1270 and encodes 345 amino acids. The record is from RefSeq and is a predicted model, not a curated record. The transcript has a single exon. Gene Ontology annotation, molecular function: D-lactate dehydrogenase (NAD+) activity; NAD binding. Lineage: Eukaryota; Fungi; Ascomycota; Eurotiomycetes; Chaetothyriales; Herpotrichiellaceae.